This is a messenger RNA of Danio rerio (zebrafish), 1801 nucleotides long. RefSeq names its product zinc finger, MYND-type containing 19 (gene zmynd19). NCBI's taxonomy places the organism in Eukaryota, Metazoa, Chordata, Actinopteri, Cypriniformes, Danionidae. The record is from RefSeq and is marked provisional.
GUGCAUCACAUAGGUCUGGAAACGGUUGGGGAAGAUUUCGGGCAACGAAAGGCCUUAGAACACUUCGUUUGCCCGGACGAUUUCCGAUCUAAGACCGUCGGACUUACUCUCAAUUUUUUUUACCCAGACCUGCCGUCUCCUCUAAUGUCGGAUUUCAAGCUGGGAAUUGUUCGACUUGGCCGUGUGGCCGGGAAGACAAAGUACACUUUGAUUGAUGAACAAGACAUACCAUUAGUGGAAAACUAUGCCUUUGAGGCACGUAUGGAAGUUGACGCCGAUGGCAAUGGGGCAAAAAUCUUUGCCUAUGCCUUUGAUAUUGGCAAGGGUCGAUGGGCUGGUCGACCACUGCAUGAGUUACUCUGGGAAAAGCACAGAGGUGGAAUCGCUCCAAGUUUCCAAGUAGUUCACAUAAACUCAGUUACAGUUGACAACCGACUAGACAACUUGCGUCUUGUUCCUGUGGGAUGGAGUCCCAAACCAGAAGAUCUCUCCAGCAAACAUAGAGAGCAGUCACUCUAUUGGCUGGCCAUCCAGCAGGUUCCAGCAGACCCAGUUGAAGAACAGUAUCUGGAAUUAAGUCGAACACGCUACUACAACGCCAACGGAGAGCUGGUGGAAGAGGAAGAGUGCUCCUGCACCUAUUAUGAGUGUCAUUACCCACCUUGCUCACUUAUUGAAAGGAGGCUGAGGGAGUUCAAUAUCUGUGGCCGUUGUCAGGUGGCACGCUACUGUGGCUCACAGUGUCAACAGAGGGAUUGGCCAGCCCACAAGAAGCAAUGCCGUGAGCGCAAGCGGGUUCUUGCGCUCGAGUCUGAACCUGAGCGAUGAUCCCCUUCUCAACCCUAGUUUGAAAAACAGGGGUCAGAGGGGGUGUGGGGUGAGACUAGAGGUGAAGUGCAAAAACGAGGCUAGGGAACAAUUUUGGUUGGUUUGAUGGGCCUGUUGGGACGAAAACGAACAUGCUUCCCAGAACUAUCGCAUCUCCACAACUUGCCUGUGGGGAUUAUGGGAAAAGGAGUUUUUUUUUCUAGUUGUUCAGAGGGAGGUCUUAAAGGCUCCACCUGCUGCUAUGGAUGUGUGUUUAAUGAAGAAAAACACCAUGCCGUUGUGACUUUAUCGCUGUGGACUGCAUUAAAGUAUUGACAGUCAUGCGCUCGCUUGUUCCAUCCACCCUUCUGUCAUGAAGUAUUUGCUGCCGAGGGACAAAACUGCUGUUCAACUGAUGGGAUGGAAUAUGGACCUUUUCACUGUACAACCCUUCCUCUUCCUGUUCUCCCAAUUGGACUUCUUGUGCACAUAACCAAGCACAUAGUCACUCACCUGCCAUACCUUCUUUAAGGAUACAGCUGAUAGCUGUGCAAAGCCACGUCACCAGUAUUGUGUGUGUGCAGUGCAAUUAAUUGACUGAAGGACAAGAAUUAAAUGGUUGAAUGUUCUCUCUCUCUCUCUCUCUCUCUCUCUCUCUCGCUCUCUCGCUCUCUCUCGCUAAGGAAAAUUUGGGCUGGUGGCCGUGUCACUUUUUCUGAGUUUUUGAAUGCAUUACAAUCUUAUUUACUCUUCCCACUCAUGUCAUGUUUAGGUUCACUAAACCAUAACAAGUACUCAGUUUAGAGGGAUGUCCUGGGAAAAACUUGAAAACCCGCGUGGAAAGUUGACUCUGAUUUAUGUUGUCAAAAUUGUCAUGGGUCCCAUUCAUUCAAUGAUUUAGUCAUCUUGUUUGUCAUAAAAUCUGUAUCAAAGUGAGUUUAACUUAUGAAUUUUCACUUCUUUUCUUUUAAGAAAUAAAUCUCUCAUCUUUAUA